Messenger RNA from Protopolystoma xenopodis, 378 nucleotides. NCBI's taxonomy places the organism in Eukaryota, Metazoa, Platyhelminthes, Monogenea, Polystomatidea, Polystomatidae. The record is from the annotation of a GenBank genome assembly.
CUCGUUGUUAAGGGAACCGUGUUCGCACGUUUUUCUCCCGAUCAAAAGGCCCAGUUAGUAGAAGCAUUGCAGUCUGUCGGCUACUUUGUUGCCAUGUGUGGGGACGGUGCCAAUGACUGUGGUGCUUUAAAAGCAGCACAUGCUGGUGUUUCUCUGAGUGAGGCCGAGGCAUCAGUGGCGAGCCCCUUCACUUCGCAGCGCCACGAUAUCAGCUGUAUUCCAAAACUGAUACGCGAGGGUCGCUGUGCACUUACCACUAGUUUUGGCAUCUUCAAGUUCAUGGCUGGCUAUUCUCUCACCCAAUUCGCAUCGGUCAUCCUCCUCUAUUGGGUAAGCACCAGCCACUUUUCAAAAGAAAUUUACGUAUCCUUUCAAUAA